This is a messenger RNA of Porites lobata, 4035 nucleotides long. The record is from the annotation of a GenBank genome assembly. NCBI's taxonomy places the organism in Eukaryota, Metazoa, Cnidaria, Anthozoa, Scleractinia, Poritidae.
UUGUUACUCUGUUACCUUGUUACCUUGUUACUCUGUUACCUUGUUACUCUGUUACCUUGUUACCUUGUUACCUUGUUACCUUGUUACCUUGUUACUCUGUUACCUUGUUACUCUGUUACCUUGUUACCUUGUUACCUUGUUACCUUGUUACCUUGUUACUCUGUUACCUUGUUACCUUGUUACUCUGUUACCUUGUUACCUUGUUACUCUGUUACCUUGUUACCUUGUUACUCUGUUACCUUGUUACCUUGUUACCUUGUUACCUUGUUACCUUGUUACCUUGUUACCUUGUUACCUUGUUACCUUGUUACCUUGUUACCUUGUUACCUUGUUACCUGUUACCUUGUUACUCUGUUACCUUGUUACUCUGUUACCUUGUUACUUUGUUACUUUGUUACCUUGUUACCUUGUUACUCUGUUACCUUGUUACUCUGUUACCUUGUUACUCUGUUACCUUGUUACUUUGUUACCUUGUUACCUUGUUACUCUGUUACCUUGUUACUCUGUUACCUUGUUACUCUGUUACCUUGUUACCUUGUUACCUUGUUACCUUGUUACUCUGUUACCUUGUUACCUUGUUACCUUGUUACUCUGUUACCUUGUUACCUUGUUACUCUGUUAUCUUGUUACCUUGUUACCUUGUUACUCUGUUACCUUGUUACUCUGUUACCUUGUUACUCUGUUACCUUGUUACCUUGUUACUCUGUUACCUUGUUACCUUGUUACCUUGUUACUCUGUUACCUUGUUACCUUGUUACCUUGUUACUCUGUUACCUUGUUACCUUGUUACUCUGUUACCUUGUUACUCUGUUACCUUGUUACCUUGUUACUCUGUUACCUUGUUACCUUGUUACUCUGUUACCUUGUUACCUUGUUACUCUGUUACCUUGUUACUCUGUUACCUUGUUACCUUGUUACCUUGUUACUCUGUUACCUUGUUACUCUGUUACCUUGUUACCUUGUUACUCUGUUACCUUGUUACCUUGUUACCUUGUUACCUUGUUACCUUGUUACUCUGUUACCUUGUUACCUUGUUACCUUGUUACUCUGUUACCUUGUUACCUUGUUACCUUGUUACUCUGUUACCUUGUUACCUUGUUACUUUGUUACCUUGUUACCUUGUUACUCUGUUACCUUGUUACCUUGUUACUCUGUUACCUUGUUACCUUGUUACUCUGUUACCUUGUUACCUUGUUACGCUGUUACCUUGUUACUUUGUUACCUUGUUACCUUGUUACUCUGUUACCUUGUUACCUUGUUACUCUGUUACCUUGUUACCUUGUUACUCUGUUACCUUGUUACCUUGUUACUCUGUUACCUUGUUACCUUGUUACCUUGUUACCUUGUUACUCUGUUACCUUGUUACCUUGUUACUCUGUUACCUUGUUACCUUGUUACUCUGUUACCUUGUUACCUUGUUACUUGUUACCUUGUUACUCUGUUACCUUGUUACCUUGUUACUCUGUUACCUUGUUACCUUGUUACUUUGUUACCCUGUUACCUUGUUACCUUGUUACCUUGUUACCUUGUUACUCUGUUACCUUGUUACCCUGUUACCUUGUUACUCUGUUACCUUGUUACCUUGUUACCUUGUUACCCUGUUACCUUGUUACUCUUGUUACCUUGUUACCUUGUUACCUUGUUACCUUGUUACCUUGUUACUCUGUUACCUUGUUACCUUGUUACUCUGUUACUGUGUUUCCUUGUUACUCUGUUACCUUGUUACCAUGUUACUCUGUUACCUUGUUACCUUGCUACUCUGUUUCCUUGUUAACCUGUUACCUCGUUACUCUGUUACCUCGUCACUUUGUUACUCUGUUACUCUGUUACCUUGUUACUCUGUUACCUUGUUACCUUGUUACUCUGUUACCUUGUUACCUUGUGACUCUUUUACCUUGUUACCCUGUUACCUUGUUAGCCUGUUACCUUGUUACCCUGUUACCUUGUUACUCUGUUACCCUGUUACCUUGUUACUCUGUUACCUUGUUACCCUGUUACUCUGUUACCUUGUUACCUUGUUACUCUGUUACCUUGUUACCUUGUUACUCUGUUACCUUGUUACCUUGUUACUCUGUUACCUUGUUACCUUGUUACCUUGUUACCUUGUUACCUUGUUACCUUGUUACUCUGUUACCUUGUUACCUUGUUACUCUGUUACCUUGUUACCUUGUUACCUUGUUACCUUGUUACCUUGUUACCUUGUUACUCUGUUACCUUGUUACCUUGUUACUCUGUUACUUUGUUACCUUGUUACCUUGUUACUUUGUUACUCUGUUACCUUGUUACCUUGUUACUCUGUUACCUUGUUACCUUGUUACUCUGUUACCUUGUUACUCUGUUACCUUGUUACCUUGUUACUCUGUUACCUUGUUACCUUGUUACUCUGUUACCUUGUUACCUUGUUACUCUGUUACCUUGUUACCUUGUUACCUUGUUACUCUGUUACCUUGUUACCUUGUUACUCUGUUACUUUGUUACUUUGUUACCUUGUUACCUUGUUACUCUGUUACCUUGUUACUUUGUUACCUUGUUACCUUGUUACUCUGUUACCUUGUUACUCUGUUACCUUGUUACCUUGUUACUCUGUUACCUUGUUACCUUGUUACUCUGUUACCUUGUUACCUUGUUACUCUGUUACCUUGUUACCUUGUUACUCUGUUACCUUGUUACCUUGUUACUCUGUUACCUUGUUACCUUGUUACUCUGUUACCUUGUUACUCUGUUACCUUGUUACUCUGUUACCUUGUUACCUUGUUACUCUGUUACCUUGUUACCUUGUUACUCUGUUACCUUGUUACCUUGUUACCUUGUUACCUUGUUACUCUGUUACCUUGUUACCUUGUUACCUUGUUACCUUGUUACUCUGUUACUUUGUUACUCUGUUACCUUGUUACCUUGUUACCUUGUUACUCUGUUACCUUGUUACCUUGUUACUCUGUUACCUUGUUACCUUGUUACUCUGUUUCUUGUACCCUGUUACCUUGUUACUCUGUUACCUUGUUACCCUGUUACCUUGUUACUCUGUUACCUUGUUACCUUGUUACUCUGUUACCUUGUUACCUUGUUACUCUGUUACCUUGUUACCUUGUUACUCUGUUACCUUGUUACUCUGUUUCCUUGUUACCCUGUUACCUUGUUACUCUGUUACCCUGUUACCUUGUUACUCUGUUACCUUGUUACCUUGUUACCUUGUUACCUUGUUACCUUGUUACUCUGUUACCUUGUUACCUUGUUACUCUGUUACCUUGUUACCUUGUUACUCUGUUACCUUGUUACCUUGUUACUCUGUUACCUUGUUACUCUGUUACCUUGUUACCUUGUUACCUUGUUACCUUGUUACCUUGUUACUCUGUUACCUUGUUACUUUGUUACCUUGUUACCUUGUUACUUUGUUACCUUGUUACCUUGUUACUCUGUUACCUUGUUACUCUGUUACCUUGUUACUCUGUUACCUUGUUACCUUGUUACUCUGUUACCUUGUUACCUUGUUACUCUGUUACCUUGUUACUCUGUUACCUUGUUACCUUGUUACUCUGUUACCUUGUUACUCUGUUACCUUGUUACCUUGUUACCUUGUUACUCUGUUACCUUGUUACCUUGUUACUCUGUUACCUUGUUACUCUGUUACCUUGUUACCUUGUUACCUUGUUACCUUGUUACUCUGUUACCUUGUUACCUUGUUACCUUGUUACCUUGUUACCUUGUUACCUUGUUACUCUGUUACCUUGUUACCUUGUUACCUUGUUACUCUGUUACCUUGUUACCUUGUUACCUUGUUACCUUGUUACCUUGUUACCUUGUUACUCUGUUACCUUGUUACCUUGUUACUCUGUUACCUUGUUACCUUGUUACCUUGUUACUUUGUUACUUUGUUACCUUGUUACCUUGUUACCUUGUUACUUUGUUACCUUGUUACCUUGUUACCUUGUUACCUUGUUACCUUGUUACCUUGUUACCUUGUUACCUUGUUACCUUGUUACUCUGUUACCUUGUUACUCUGUUACCUUGUUACCUUGUUACCUUGUUACCUUGUUA